UCACGCCGCUCCCGCCGCUGGCCAGCAGCUCGGAGGCGCCCGUCACCGCGGCCGCCUCUCCCGGAGGCCGGCGGCUCGCGACGCCCCGCGCGUGGGAGGGCGCGGACGAGCCCCCGAGGAGCCGCCGGGUUCCGGGCGCGCUCGGCCCACGGAGGAGCGCCGCACGGGCCGCGCUGGCCCCGGCUCUCAGCGCCAUGCCCUGUGGAGAAGACUGGCUGAGCCACCCGCUCGGGAUCGUGCAGGGCUUCUUCGCCCAAAAUGGAGUUAAUCCUGACUGGGAGAAGAAAGUUGUUGAAUACUUCAAGGAAAAGCUGAAGGAAAACAAUGCUCCUAAAUGGGUACCAUCAUUGAAUGAAGUUCCCCUUCAUUAUUUGAAACCUAACAGCUUUGUCAAGUUCCGUUGCAUGAUUCAGGAUAUGUUUGACCCUGAGUUUUACAUGGGAGUUUAUGAGACGGUUAACCAGAACACAAAAGCUCGAGUUCUUCAUUUUGGAAAAUACAGGGAUAUAGCAGAAUGUGGGCCUCAACAAGAACUUGACUUAAGCUCUCCACGAUCUACCACUGCAGAAAGACAGACCUUCUACUGUGUCCCCGUGCCUGGGGAGUCUUCAUGGGUCAAAGAGGCCUAUGUCAAUGCAAACCAAGCUCGAGUCAGUCCCUCAACUUCCUAUACUCCCAGUCGGCACAAGAGGAGUUAUGAAGAUGAUGAAGAUAUGGACCUACAGCCCAAUAAACAGAAAGACCAGCAUGCAGGUGCCCGGCAGGCAGGGGGCCUUGGGGGCCUUCACUGGUGCGGAGAGCCAAAACGCUUAGAAACUGAAGCUUCUACUGGGCAGCAGCUGAACUUCUUGAACCUCUCUUCUCCAUUCGAUCUGAACUUCCCCUUGCCAGGAGAGAAGGGCCCUGCCUGCCUCGUUAAGGUCUAUGAAGAUUGGGAUUGCUUCAAAGUCAACGAUGUUCUUGAGUUAUAUGGUGUGCUGUCUGUGGACCCUGUCCUGAGCAUACUGAAUAAUGAAGAAAGGGAUGCCUCUGCACUCCUGGACCCCAUGGAGUGCACAGACAUGGCAGAAGAGCAGAGGGUACAUAGUCCUCCAGCUUCGUUAGUGCCAAGAAUUCAUGUGAUUUUAGCCCAGAAGUUGCAGCACAUCAAUCCUUUGUUACCCACUUGCCUUAACAAGGAAGAGAGCAGAACCUGUAAGUUUGUGUCCAGUUUCAUGUCCGAGUUGUCUCCGGUCAGAGCAGAGCUGCUUGGAUUCCUCACUCACGCGCUCUUGGGAGAUAGUUUGGCCGCUGAGUACCUUAUCCUGCACCUCAUCUCAACAGUAUAUACAAGAAGAGAUGUUCUUCCACUAGGAAAAUUUACAGUUAACCUGAGUGGCUGCCCACAAAAUAGUACCUUCACAGAACACCUAUAUCGGAUCAUUCAACACCUUGUUCCAGCAUCUUUUCGUCUGCAGAUGACGAUAGAAAACAUGAACCAGUUGAAAUUCAUUCCCCACAAAGACUAUACAGCCAAUCGAUUGGUCAGUGGUCUCCUCCAGCUGCCCAACAACACGUCCCUGGUCAUUGAUGAAACUCUUUUAGAACAAGGGCAGUUGGAUACCCCAGGUGUUCAUAAUGUGACUGCCCUGAGCAACCUGAUCACCUGGCAGAAGGUGGAUUAUGACUUCAGUUACCACCAGAUGGAGUUCCCGUGCAACAUCAAUGUUCUCAUCACAUCCGAGGGGAGGUCACUACUCCCGGCAGACUGCCAGAUUCACUUACAGCCCCAGCUGAUCCCACCCAACAUGGAGGAGUACAUGAACGGUCUUCUGGCGGCUGUGCUCCCGGCUGUGCUCAACAAGUUCCGCAUCUACCUGACCCUCCUGAGGUUUCUGGACUACAGCAUAUCAGAUGACGUCACCAAGGCGGUUGAAGAUGAUUUUGUGGAAAUGCGUAAAAAUGAUCCUCAGAGUAUCACAGCUGAUGAUCUCCACCAGUUGCUCGUGGUGGCGCGGUUUCUGUCCCUGAGUGCCGGUCAGACGACACUGUCAAGAGAACGGUGGCUGAGAGCAAAGCAGCUGGAGUCUUCCAGGAAACACAGGCUCCAGCAGCACAAGUGUGUGAAUGGGAAUGAACUUUAGAAGAGAAUGGGUGGGCCAUCGUAGCCUCCGUGUUGUACAAUUCAGAUUCGUUUAUACCAUAUUGUUUUAUAAAUAAUUUGUAUCCACAAACAAUGACUUCCUGAAAUCAAGCCUGAUGACGUCCAAAGUUUAUAUGAUUCUCUGUAAGGGCUUUUACCUUACUGGUUUUAUGGAGUUUUGGAGUUUGUUUUAUAAUUAGUUAUGAUGUACAAAGAUGUAUUUGAUAUUAAAGGUUUGGUAAUGAUAA
Peromyscus eremicus (cactus mouse) is the source of this 2370-nucleotide messenger RNA. RefSeq names its product minichromosome maintenance complex binding protein (gene Mcmbp). The record is from RefSeq and is a predicted model, not a curated record. Gene Ontology annotation, biological process: DNA-templated DNA replication. The coding region runs from base 195 to 2123 and encodes 642 amino acids. Lineage: Eukaryota; Metazoa; Chordata; Mammalia; Rodentia; Cricetidae. Gene Ontology annotation, molecular function: chromatin binding. The transcript has 16 exons.